UCUCAGCUUGUUGCCAUGGAGACCGAGUACCACAGGACAGAGUUUGACCCGGAAGCGGAACUGAGUAGGCCUCGGCGGCGAAGUGCGGAAUUAAAGAUGUCAGACUAUGAAAAUCAGUCGUUGUCAGAGUCUGAGUCAGAAGAAUCGGUCAUCACUGACAAAGAGCUCCAGGCAGCAUUUUCCAGGGGUGCCCUGAAGCCAGGGCUGAAUGUCGUGCUUGAGGGGCACAAGAAGGCUCUUAACAAUGUGGAUGGCUUGAAGCAGUGUUUGUCCGAAUUCAAGCAACACCUAGCCUGGGUGGAAAGGCUGGAUGUGACCUCGGGUCAGGCACCAAACGUCAUGAAUCCAACCUUAUAUCACACACCUGACAAAGCUACCGUCGAUCCUGAAGAUGACUUCCAGAGAGAGAUGAGCUUUUACCGUCAGGCCCAAGCAGCAGUGCUGAAAGCCCUGCCUUGGCUACAUCACCAAAAAGUCCCCACAAGGAGGCCAGAUGAUUACUUUGCAGAGAUGGCCAAAUCUGAUCAACAGAUGCAGAAGAUUCGACACAAGCUUAAGAGCAAACAGGCAGCAAUGGAGAAGUCUGAGAAAGCAAAACAGCUUCGUGCACUGAGAAAAUAUGGCAAAAAGGUACAAACAGAGGUUCUGCAGAAGAGGCAAAAGGAAAAAGCAACUGUGCUGAAUGCAAUCAAGAAAUACCAGAAAGGUCUCUCUGACAAGCUAGAUUUCCUGGAUGGGGAACAGCCACCACCACAUCAGAGGAAGAAGGAAGGAGAUGGUGGUCAACGAAUAAAGAAAGGACCAAAUUCCAAGCGACGUUACAAGAAUCAGAAGUUUGGUUUUGGUGGGAGGAAGAAAGGCUCAAAAUGGAACACACGGGAGAGUCACAAUGAUGUAUCCAGCUUCCGGGCUAGUGUGGCCCACAACAAGGGCCCUGGGAAAGCAGGGAAAAAAAGUUUCAAAAAGAGACCAGGCAGAAAGAUGAGGCAGAAAAUGAAAAGUCGAACCUGAUAAGGAUUGAGAGGGAUAGACCCUGCUUCCCAGUGGCUUUGGUUUAGUUUCUAUGUAUGUAUGAAUUGCAGUUGUUCCUUCUGACACUGGAGUCUUCAGGCAGUUCUAACUGCUGUAGACCAAGCUGGGUGGUGCCAUUUGAGGCAAAUGGUUGCAGUGGAAGUGCAUGUACAGUCCCUAAUCCUUUUGUACUGUUAGUUUUCCUCCAAGAUUUUCUUCUGCUUCUCAAGCCUUGGGCCUGGCAUAUGUGAACUCAUUAAAUAGUGUGGACAGAUCUCA
Gopherus evgoodei (Goodes thornscrub tortoise) is the source of this 1290-nucleotide messenger RNA. It is a transcript of the gene EBNA1BP2, whose product is annotated as EBNA1 binding protein 2. Gene Ontology annotation, cellular component: nuclear periphery; preribosome, large subunit precursor; nucleolus. Gene Ontology annotation, biological process: ribosomal large subunit biogenesis; rRNA processing. The transcript is spliced from 10 exons. The record is from RefSeq and is a predicted model, not a curated record. Lineage: Eukaryota; Metazoa; Chordata; Testudines; Testudinidae. The coding region runs from base 16 to 1011 and encodes 331 amino acids.